GGUCCCGCAGUCUCUUCUCUCAGUAUUUCAGUAUUUGCGCGAUACCCGCAAUUUCCUAUCAACCCUGUCAAGAUACACACACAUGUGCUGGCUGACUAUGUAAAAAACCAUAAAAAAAUAACGUAUCCCUUUGUCACUCUCCAAUGUCUGUUUACAUUUAUGCUAACCAUGCGCCUGGUCGGGAGGACUACGCUUCUCUGCAGUGAAAGUUACACCGCAAUCCCCACAUAAACGCUCGUGCAGAUCCCCAGAUACUCUAUGCAUCUACCCUCCCCCCUUUCACCUUACUUCUUCCCGUUUGCCCCGCCCCCGCCUGUUGAUAUAAAUACACCGACCGCCUGUUAGCCUGGCCUUGUCUCUCCUCUCGCCUCUCUCCCUCAACCCACCCGACUUCCCUAUCGUGCUAUCUUUGUCAACCGCCAGCAUGUUCAAGCUCUUGCUAAUCGCAGCUCUCGCUGUGGUGGCCAUCUGUCAAGGCUACUCACCUCCCCAUAACUCGACAAACUCGACCACCUUCACGAACCCGAUCAUCAACGAAGGAGCAGAUCCGUGGAUGUUCCGACACGGUGACUACUACUACCUCACGUACUCAAACAAUGUCAACGUGACUCUCUUUCGUAGCAAAUCCCUCACGGACUGGGACGGCGCCGAAUCCAAGCUAGUCUUCGCGCCUCCACCAGGUAUGAACUACUCGACUGACCUCUGGGCUCCCGAGAUUCACAACCUCGAUGACAACUGGUAUGUCAUCUUUACGGCCGACCCGCGCAACGACUCGCCUCCACCGGAGAUUGAGAUGUGGUGCGACUACAAUUGCCCAGCCGUCCAUCACCGCAUGUUUGUUGUUGAAGGCAAGGGCUCCGACCCAUGGGAAGCCGAGUGGGAGUACAAGGCGGAACUCGACACAUACGACCAGUUCGCCAUUGACGGAACCUACUUCCAGCACGCGGAUCAGCUGUAUCAUAUCUACUCAUGCUGGCAUCGAAAGUACGAUGGCUGGCCGGCCAAUCUCUGCAUAACCAAGAUGGAGAAGCCAUGGAUGGUGUCCUCGCCCUUCUCUGAGCGCCAAAUCAUUUCUGUCCCGGAGUAUGCAUGGGAGAAGACGCCGUUCGGCCGCGCGAGCAACGAUCGCUUGUCCUCAAACGAGGGGCCCCAGCAGUUGACCAACCCCACGACCGGCCAACAGUUCCUCAUAUACAGCGCGGCCCGCUCCGAUAAUCGCAACUACUGCCUUGCGCAGCUCGAGCUAGUUGGCGAUAAUCCGAUGAACCCUGGUGACUGGCGCAAGCACCCGUACCCCGUCUUCUACCAGAACCCGAGCGAGUCGGCUUAUGGUGUCGGGCACGCUUCAUUCACAACUUCUCCCGACGACAGCGAGGCCUGGAUUGUCUACCACGGUAUGCGUGAUCCUACCAACGGCUGGGGUGCGCGCACGAUUCGCGCUCAGAAGUUCGGGUGGAACGAGGAUGGUACGCCGAACUUCCCGAAGCCAGGCUAUGGACCUUAUGAGGUUCCUAGCGGUCAAUAGGUCAGGUUGUGACUGCCGGUUGAGCUAGAGUUCAUAGUCAUGAUAGAUCUCUCUGGACACUGCAUUGGAUACAGGAUAUAUAGAGUACGGUAACGAACAAGGCCGUGUCUUCUAGUAACCAAAAUCUCACAUCACCAUUUCAACC
This is a messenger RNA of Cucurbitaria berberidis CBS 394.84, 1670 nucleotides long. RefSeq names its product glycoside hydrolase family 43 protein. The record is from RefSeq and is a predicted model, not a curated record. Gene Ontology annotation, biological process: carbohydrate metabolic process. The transcript is spliced from 2 exons. Gene Ontology annotation, molecular function: hydrolase activity, hydrolyzing O-glycosyl compounds. The coding region runs from base 425 to 1525 and encodes 366 amino acids. NCBI's taxonomy places the organism in Eukaryota, Fungi, Ascomycota, Dothideomycetes, Pleosporales, Cucurbitariaceae.